AUGCCGGUCUCUCUCGCCCCUCGUAGGGCACUCUUCGCUCAUUCUCCGCCAUGCGCUGUCGCCCCCGUCGUCUCUCUGCUCCGGCAUCGUGAGAUGCUGUCGCCGCGCCGCUAUGCCUCGCAUUCCUCCUCCAGCAAAUCACACGUCCGCCCCUCCUCGUCCGCCCAGCCUGCUAGCUCCGCUGCUCCUUCAACCUCCUGCACCGCCACCACCUCCCUCGCCGACGAUGUCAACCCGCCGCCGAGCACUCGCCCGGCCGACCUGAAUCUCCCGGAGGCCAUCGCGUCCUCCGCCUCGGCCGCCGAGAAGCUCAAGCGCUACGUAGCCAUGGGCCGCGCAUACCUCUCCUUCUACAAGACUGGCCUGAAGAACGUCUAUCAUAACUACCGCGCCUCCAUCCCCAUCCGCUCCUCGCUCGGCCUCACGCCCUACCUCCCCAUCUCCCCGCCGCCGCCGGCCACCGGUGGCAAGGCGGCCGCCUUCCGCGACGCCGUCCACACCAGGUGCCUCAGCCGGUCCAAUUUCCAACUCAUCCGUCGCGCUGCCUACGACGUCCGUCGCAUGAUCCCCUUCACCCUCAUGCUGAUCAUCUGCGGCGAGUUCACCCCGCUGAUUGUCCUGGCCCUCGGCAGCGCCGUCACCCCGUUCACCUGCCGCGUGCCGCGCCAAUUGGAGAAAGAUCGCACGCAGAGUCUCACACGCAAGCGCGCCGCGCUGACGGCCCACGAGGUCGCCCGCUCCGGCUCCAUGAAGCCGUUGCCCGCGGGCUCCGAGCCCGAGCUGGAUCUGCUGGCCGGGACGUACACCCGCCCCGCUUGGAUCGAGUCGGCGCCGGCCGAGGAGGUCCUGCGCGCUUGUGCUACCUUGGGUCUGGCUAAGACGCAUACGCGGUCUACCGCUUUGGUGUCGUUGCUGUAUCGGGCGCGUCUGCAGCGCUACGCCGAGUACCUGGAUCUGGACGAUCGGUUAAUCCGGCGCUGUGGCGGCGUGACGGCGAUGGAUGCUGCGGAGGUCCGGAUUGCGGUGGAGGAACGUGGUGGAGUCGGUGUGGGCGAGGGGAGCGAAGGAUGGGAUCUUGAGAGGGAAGAGAGACGCUGGUUGGAGAGAUGGUUGGAAAGGAGAGAGGGUUGA
Messenger RNA from Aspergillus melleus, 1131 nucleotides. RefSeq lists its product as uncharacterized. Gene Ontology annotation, cellular component: mitochondrial inner membrane. The record is from RefSeq and is a predicted model, not a curated record. Gene Ontology annotation, molecular function: ribosome binding. The transcript has a single exon. Gene Ontology annotation, biological process: intracellular monoatomic cation homeostasis. Bases 1 to 1131 code for a protein of 376 amino acids. Lineage: Eukaryota; Fungi; Ascomycota; Eurotiomycetes; Eurotiales; Aspergillaceae.